AUGGAUGCUAAAGUCGGGAGCACUGAGGUAGCUCACCUUGAGUCUGCACUAUCCAAGCCAGUGCAUCACAACCCCACAGGAACAGUCACCUUGCUUGAGGGGGACGAAGUAAUCCUGAUCCCCACCCCUUCUCCUGAUCCAUGUGAUCCAUUGAACCUCCCCAAUGCUCAGAAAUGGGCCAUUGAUAUUAUUCUGGGGAUGUUUGCUGUCUUCAGCGUCCUCGUCACCUCCGGCAUGGGUCCAAUUCUCACCACUGUCAUGGCAUACUACGACUAUGACCCUCGAGUGUCAGACCUGAUGACUUAUCCGACUUUGUUCAUGGGGAUUGGGAACCUCAUCGCGAUGCCACUUGCGAUGGCCGUGGGUCGUCGUCCUGUCUUCUUGGCUUCUGCUCUGAUCCUCACCCUGGGGUCAAUUUGGUGCGCUGCGAGUCAGAGUUUGGGGUCCCAUAUUGCCGGUCGGAAUAUUCUUUCUCUGGCGGCCGGGCAGUCCGAGGCUUUAUGUCCAUUGAUUAUUCAGGAAGUUCAUUUUGUUCACGAACGUAGCAGCAAGUUAGCCUGGUUUAGCGCUACGCAAUCCAUUGGCACUGCCGCCUUGACCAUCGCCACAGCUUACAUCGUCAACGCCCUCGGUUGGCGAUGGUGGUACGGAGUCAUCGCAAUCGCAAGCGGCACCGUCUUCGUCCUAUCCUUCUGUGCGGUCCCCGAGUCAGCCUACCCCCGACCCAGCGAUUCGUACGAUGGCCUUGUCCACAUAUACCACGAAGGUGAACCCAUCUCUGUUGUCCGCGCCACCGAAAAAACAAGAGUUCCAAUCGACUACACACGAUACAAAGCUCGCACGCUAUCUCAUAGCCUCAAAAUAUUCCACGGACCCGCGGACUGGUCAAAAGCCAUCACCUGCGGGAAGCAAAUGGCGCAGUGUGUCCUCUUUCCUAAUAUACUCUGGGUGAUUCUUUUGAAUAGCGUUGCCCUUGGUAUCUAUGUGAUCGGCGUCACCGAAUUUGGCACCAUCCUCUCCAGUCCGCCAUACAAUUACCCAUCUUCGGCUCUGGGCCUCGUCCAAGGUGGCCAAAUCGUCGUCUCUUUCUUAUUGGUUCCAGUUCUUGGAUACGGCGGCGACAUGCUCACGAAAUGGAUCGCAAAACACCGCAAUGGUGUAGCCGAAGCUGAAAUUCGUCUCAUUCCAAUCGUUCUCCCCGUUGCAGCUCUCAUCAUCUCAUCCGUGAUCUUCGGCCAUGCGGGUUCGAACCCAUACGAGUGGUCUCCUUGGGCGAUCAAUAUAACCUUCAGCGGGAUCUAUUUUGCGUUUAUUGGUAUUGUGUUAGUCGGGUAUACAUACUCGCUUGAUAGCUACCCGGAGCGAGCAGCACCAAUUCUGGUCCUUAUUUGCGCCAUCAGAGGCCUCAUUUCAUUUGGAAUUUCGUUCGGGAUUACAAAGUUUGUGACAGAGCAAGGGUACCAGGGGGCGCUCAAUAUUUGCGCAAUCAUUACUGGAGCCGUUGCAGUUUUGGGCGUGCCGGUCUUUUUGUGGGGGCCCAGAAUGAGGGCAAUCACCAUGAAAUAUGCAGUUGAUCAUAAAACUGCCGAGGGAUGA
This is a messenger RNA of Penicillium manginii, 1596 nucleotides long. RefSeq lists its product as uncharacterized. The transcript is spliced from 4 exons. Gene Ontology annotation, biological process: transmembrane transport. The record is from RefSeq and is a predicted model, not a curated record. Gene Ontology annotation, molecular function: transmembrane transporter activity. The coding region runs from base 1 to 1596 and encodes 531 amino acids. NCBI's taxonomy places the organism in Eukaryota, Fungi, Ascomycota, Eurotiomycetes, Eurotiales, Aspergillaceae.